GAUAUGUUAAAUGAUGCUGCAUCAUUGUACGAAGAAUUAGUUUUACGUCAGACAAAACAGGCUACUGGAGGCUAUAUACCUACUGUUAUUAUGACCGAUGCUGAUCCGGCUUUGGAUCUUGCAAUCUCUGAGGAGUAUGAACAAUCUUAUGCCAUAUAUUGUAUAUUCCAUAUAUCACAAAACCUUCCUCGAAAUCUCGAGGCUAAGUUGG
Racocetra persica is the source of this 211-nucleotide messenger RNA. The record is from the annotation of a GenBank genome assembly. NCBI's taxonomy places the organism in Eukaryota, Fungi, Glomeromycota, Glomeromycetes, Diversisporales, Gigasporaceae.